Rhopalosiphum maidis (corn leaf aphid) is the source of this 1308-nucleotide messenger RNA. RefSeq names its product protein cereblon homolog. The record is from RefSeq and is a predicted model, not a curated record. Bases 256 to 804 code for a protein of 182 amino acids. The transcript has 5 exons. Lineage: Eukaryota; Metazoa; Arthropoda; Insecta; Hemiptera; Aphididae.
AUUUUAUUAAAUAUACAUAUUUUAUCAUAAUAGUAUAAUACUUACUAAAAUUCAAUUCUAAUAUUCCGAUCUAAUGUUGACAUGUUUUAUUUUAUUCUACUGUUGACUUCUAUUCCAUAACAAUAAUUGUACUAUAAUAUAAUAGAGGCUGAUCAGAUCAACAAACGAUUUUGCCGUCGCGACUUAAUUUUCCUACUCAGCGUGUUUUCGAUUAAUGGCUAUAAUUUUUCAUUGAAAUUUCAAUGUAUCCGUCUAAUGGUGUUUGCUGUGGUUAUUUUAUUUGUCUGUCUGGCGUAUGGGAACUCAGUCAGGUUUCAGGACACUGAUAUUCAUUCUGAAGAUUUAUCAAAAACAGUUAAUGACUAUCUUCUUUGCCGGCAUUGUGGUACAGAUAUUUCACCAUUAUCAUCACUUAUAUCCAUUGACAGUCCAGCUGCUUCAGAUAGUCGUGUAUCUCAAUUGUUUGGUUUGAAAAAUGUCAAAGUCCAAACUGUAAAGAAUUCAUUGCACUCACAAUUUGAAAUUCUUACACUAUCUAAAACUUUAUGUGUUGGAAAAGGCAAUUGGCAGACUGAAGAUUCAUGGUUUCCUGGUUACGUUUGGAAAGUUUGUGUAUGUGCUAAAUGUGGACGUCAUAUUGGAUGGAUGUUUGAACCUUUACAUUUGGCCACCAGUGAUAAAAUAUACCCAUCAAAAGAAGGGUUUUAUGUUGUCAUCAUCUCAAGUAUUAUUAAUGAAUUACAUGCUGAUUCAUUGAUUGUGGUACCAAAACAUUUUUCUACAAUAGAAGAUAUCUCAGAUUAAAAAUGUCAUCUCCAAGUAAUCAAAAAUCAUUUGAUAUCAAACAUGAAAUAGUUAUUAAAGACAACAUCACUACAUUUAAAUUCCUUGAAAUAUAUGUUGAUGAACCACCAACAGAGAAUCAGAAAGAAAAGUUAUUGCAAUUUGAAAAAGAGUUUAUAGGUCGAUAUACAGAUGAUGAUGAAGAUUAUGUUGCUACAGUAAAACUAGGAUGUUUAACUCCACCAUUAGUUUCUUCAUAUAGACCAUUCUGGGAUCGUAGAAGAGAAAAUAAAAAAAAAUGGGGAGAAAGAAAUGACAGACAUUCAUAUUAUCCUCAUCAUAAAAAACCAAAUUAUGGUUACAAUAAUGACUAUAGAAGAUAAGUUAAAUUCUUUACAGUAUACAUGUGUAAAUUGUAUUAUCCAGUGGUUCUAAUUUGUAUAAUAAUUUAUACAUUGAAAUAAUUAUAUUAAAAAUGCAUUGUAAUAAUUAUUUCCUUUUAAAAAUAAAUAUUUUGGGGUUUAA